AUGCACAGUCGAAUUAGCAAAUGGGCAUUAGCGCUCACUGAAUACUCUUUAGCCUUUAUUCCUUUAAGGGCAAUGAAGGGACAAAUAGUAUCAGACUUUAUUGUAGAUCAUGCAGUGGUCGAAAGUCCUCAACUUCAAGUUGAGUUGAAACCUUGGAGAUUAUUCUUCGACGGUUCCACUCAUAAGGAUGGAAGUGGAGUUGGGAUCAUGAUAAUUUCUCCUGAUGGAAUUCCAACAAAACUCAAAUAUAGAAUUGAAGGUCCCCUUUGUUCUAACAACGAAGCAAAAUAUGAAGCCCUUAUUGCAGGACUUGAGGCUUCAUUGGAAUUGGGCGUAACUAGGGUCGAAAUUAAAGGAGACUCAGAAUUAGUAAUCAAGCAACUAACGAAGGAGUACAAAUGUAUAAAAGAAAAUUUGAUUAUGUACUUCGUCAUUGCAAAUAGGCUGCUUAAAUUUUUUGAAUAUAUAGACAUAAAACAUGUCCCUAGAAUAAAAAACCAAGAAGCUAAUGACUUAGCAGAAAUAGCUUCAGGAUAUAGAAUUUCAAAAGGGAAGCUAGAGGAACUUGUCGAAGUAAGAGGAAAAGCAAUGACUGCCAGAUUGUCUCCGACUGAUUUGGAAAGCACUCAGUUAGGAUAUGCUAACAAAGAAGAGUUUGAAGUACUGGCCAUUGAUACCUUAAUGGAUACAGAUUGGAGGAAUCCAAUUAUUAAUUAUCUUAAGGACCCUUCGACAAAUGCAGAAAGAAAAACCAAGUACAGGGCUUUAUCUUAUGUUUUGAUGGGGAAUGAAUUAUUCAAGAAAACCCCUGAAGGGAUCCUGUUGAAAUGUUUAGGAGAAAAUGAAGCAUACUUGGCAUUAUCUAGUGUACAUAGUGGAGCCUUUGGAGCACACCAGGCAGGCCAUAAGAUGAAAUGGUUGCUUUUCAGAUAUGGAAUGUAUUGGCCCACCAUGUUAAAAGAUUGUAUAGAGUUUGCUAAGGGUUGCCAAGAAUGUCAAAUACAUACAGGAAUUCAACAUGCUCCUGCAAGUGAGCUUCAUGCAAUUAUCAAGCCUUGGCCUUUCAGAGGUUGGGCAUUAUAUCUAAUUGGGGAAAUUCGACCCAAUUCAUCCAAAGGUCAAAGGUACAUACUUGUAGGAAUUGACUAUUUCACGAAAUGGGUCGAAGCAGUACCUUUAGUAAAUGUGGAUCAAGAAACUGUCAUUGAAUUCAUUCAAAGGCAAAUAUUAUAUAGAUUUGGAAUCCCAGAAAGUAUAACAACAGAUCAAGGAUCAAUUUUUACUGGUCAAAAGAUGUAA
Messenger RNA from Lathyrus oleraceus (garden pea), 1299 nucleotides. RefSeq lists its product as uncharacterized. Gene Ontology annotation, biological process: DNA integration. NCBI's taxonomy places the organism in Eukaryota, Viridiplantae, Streptophyta, Magnoliopsida, Fabales, Fabaceae. Bases 1 to 1299 code for a protein of 432 amino acids. Gene Ontology annotation, molecular function: nucleic acid binding; RNA-DNA hybrid ribonuclease activity. The transcript has a single exon. The record is from RefSeq and is a predicted model, not a curated record.